Molecule: messenger RNA, 3395 nt
Organism: Diabrotica virgifera virgifera (western corn rootworm)
Lineage: Eukaryota; Metazoa; Arthropoda; Insecta; Coleoptera; Chrysomelidae
Exons: 2
Coding region: 2399-2980 (193 amino acids)
Source: RefSeq, a predicted model, not a curated record
UCCAUUUUGGUAACUAAAAAUUAUUUAGAAAACCUUAUGUCCAAAAUUGUAACUGUAGACUGUUCUAACAAAGCGAACAAGUUAUUUUUUAGGUCUCGGAUGUACUUCCGAAUUAAAGAAUUAAACAAGUCUCUUAACAACCUGACAUUGCGUAAAAGAAAAAUUAUGAAAACUGCUACAUAGUUGCUGUAUGUACGUCUAUUUCACAUGCACAAAAUUUAAAUAAAGUGCAUGGCAUGAAAACUGUAAAACUUAUUUUUGUCUUUUCCAAGCCUCUUACUUAAAUCUGAUGAAAUACAUUAUUUAAAAAGUAAAAAAUUUUGUUUUUUUAUCAAUCCAUUAAAUUUAUGGUUUUAUUUUGGGGCUUUUCUUCCCCUUGGUAAAAAUUAUAUUUACUAAUGUGUAGGCCACUAAUCAAUUUUUGCCAACUAACGAAAUAUAAUAAUUUUAGUAGAUAUCGAUUAUAUGAAUAUUUUUAUUUUCCGGAUACCAAUAUAAUCAAGAAACUGGGAACUUUACAAAUAACUGAAAAUCAAUUUAAAUAAAAGUAAAUAGUUUAAUAAUUUUCCUCUAAACUAUAAAAAUCACUUAGUUUCUUUUAGUCAUAAUUCAUUCAUUUGUACUAUUCUCAAAUUUCAUUCGCGUUCGUAUUAGAACGCAUAGACGGGACUAUGCUUUACUCUGUUGUUAACGUCAUGCGCCAAUCGGACGAGCUUACGCAACUAGAAUAUCAGGGUGUGCAUAUUUCCGGGUCCCGGUGAAUUCGUAUCUAUUUUAAUCCCCAUCCUAAUUACAGACCAACUAGCAACUCUGGUGCGCAGGUAAUUUUUAAAUAACGCAUUAACUACCGGUGAAUUGGUAACUUUCAUUUUUUAAGUAUUGUUGAUAAUCUAAUAUCGGUAUUCCAGGUAUUUAGCGCUACACUUUUAGAAAAUGGACAAAAUGUCACAGGAAGUGAAACCGAUGAUGAAACGAAACGCAACAGAGAAAACUUGGAUGAUUGUUUUAAUAGAAGUAAAAUUAAAAAACGGUCACCAAGCAAAGCAGGCAACGAAAACAAGGAAGACAUGGAAAAUGUUAUGAUUACAAUAAUGAAAGAGCUAAUGAAUAAAAACGAUGAAAUGCUUCAGGAAAUAAAACCAAUAAGGAAAGAAUAACAACAAACCAAUAAAGAGUUAAUGGGUGUAAAAGCAGAGAAACAAAAACUAAAAAAAGAAGUAAAACAGCUACAUGAAUGAAUGGAGCAACUGGAGAAAUUUAGCAAAAAGAAAAGCUUGAUCGUAACUGGGUUGAAAGUAGAAACAAAUGAUUAUAAGAAAUUAAAAGAAGAAAUGGAAAAUUUCAGAGCCCAAGAGUUGCAAAUACAAAUAAAACUAAGAAGUGCAAAAAAAAUAGGAGAAACAGUAUGCGCAAUAGAAACAGAAGCCCUCACGGAUAAAAUGGAAAUCCUAAACAAGAAACGUAAACUAAAACAGCAUAAAGAUCGUAUCUAUAUAAACAACGAUUGGACAUCGAAAGAAAAAGAAAUACAAAAGGAAAUAACUAAAAUAGCAAAGGACGAAAGAAGCAAAGGUAAGCAAACGAAAAUCGGCUACAAGAAAUUAAUAGUGAAUGGCAAAAUCUAGAUAUGGGACGAAGAGAGAGAACAGCUGAUAGAAAAUUCAAAAAACUAAUAAACGAAGAACAGCGGCUGAAAUAUGAUAUUGACAUGGCAAAAAAAAAGACUCGGAAAUGCAAACGGUUAACGAAAACAAAAUAACGCACACAAAAUAAAGAAAGAAUCUCAAUAAGAAGAAAAGAACAAAACCCAUUAGAAUGGGCUCUUGGAAUAUUAGAACCAUGCUGGCAGCAGGUAAGAUGCAAGAAAUAGCUCUUGAAAUGAAAAAAUACCAACUAGAAAUCCUAGCCGUACAGGAAAUACGAUGGAAGAAAGAAGGAAAAAUUGAGAAGAAAAACUUUAGCAUGUAUUAUUCGGGAGAAAACAAACAGGGAACGAAUGGUACGGCAUUUAUGGUGAACAAAAAAAUGAGGGAAAAACUGAUACAAUUCAAAGCAGUUAAUGAAAGGAUAUCUUACAUAAGAAAAUAAACAAGCCCACAUCUCGAUAGUCAAUUGCUAUGCACCCACCGAAGAAGCAAACCAAGAAGAUAAAACAGAAUUCUAAGACAUCCUGGAAGAAACCUGUGAAAAUAUUCCGAGGAAUGACAUAUUAAUAAUAUUGGGUGAUUUCAAUGCAAAGAUCGGAAAGGAGGACUAUAAUCGUAAUGUAGCUGGCAAAGAAACCAUUCAUGAAACUACGAAUGAUAAUGGAGGAGAAAUCUGCAACCUAGCAGCAGCAACAAAUACAUAUAUAGUUAGUACUGGGCAUAAACAUAAAAAAGAAAACAAAAUAACAUGGAUGAUACCAGGAAGAAUGGAUGGAAACCAAAUAAAUCAUACUAUAAUUUCGAAAAAGUGGACACAAAUAGUACAAGACGUAAGGUCAUAUAAAGGGGCAAAUGGAGGCACUGACCACAUAUUGUUGAUAGCAAAACUUAAGAUGAAAAUAAUCAAAGCAAAUAAUCAUAAGGAAGGAAAAAGGAGGAAAUGGAAUAUAGCCAAUCUGAAAACGCAAGAAACAAAGCAACAAUAUACAGAACAACUGGAACAGAAAUUGGGUCAGUACGAGCACAUAGAAAUAGAAGGAGAAUGGAAAAACAUAAAGAACAGCAUAAUAGAGACAGCAGAACAAAUAAUAGGAUUCCAAAAAAACAAAGAAUCGAAAGAAUGGUUUGAUAAGGAAUGUCACCAAAAAAGUCAACUGAAGCACCUCGCAAGAAACAAAUGGCUACAAAGUGCCGAACAGGAACAACUGGACCAAUAUAGAAAAGAAAAACAAGAAGCAUUGAAACUCUAUAGAAGAAAGAAGAACACAUGGAUCUCUGAACAAAUGCAAGAAUUAGAAACGAAUAAUAAAGACAACAAGAAAUUGUUCGAAUAGAUAAAACAACAACACAGUACCAAAAAAUCUGUCACAAAAAUAAACAAAAAAGAUUGGGAAAAACAUUUCACGGACCUAUACAAAAACGACAAUAAGGCAUAUUCAGAGGAUGAGGAUAUAAGAGAUAACAGAGAUGAAGAGGAAGUCGCACCUACUUAUUAUUAAUUCAUGGAGGUAUUAAAACAACUAAAGGUAAACAAAACGCCAGGGCCAGAUGAAAUCAACAACGAACUGAUCAUCAACGGCGGAGAGGAGCUCACGAAGCGAAUGCACAAGUUAAUGGUUACAAUUUGGAAGGACGAAAGCAUGCCCAUAGAAUGGAAAAACGGACACAUCGCACCAAUCUUUAAGAAAGGAGAUCCAACUAAGUGCUGCAACUACAGACCAAUUAUGCUACUAAAUACAACGUAUAAGA